AUGUCGAGCAAGAAGAUCAAUAUUGAAAAGGCUAAAGAGAAGAUGGAAAAGGAAGCAGAAGCAAAAAUGGCAGCAUCUGGUACAGCUACUCCUUCACAGGUUGAGGAUGACAUCGAUCUCGGAAAUCAAGGUCUUAGAUCCGGCCUACGAGAUUUUGAGAUAGUCAACAAUAGAAGCGAAAUAAAGUCUCAUGGGGAACUUGAAUCGUUCGUCAAAACAUUGAACGAAGAUCAAAAAAGAGUGUACGUCAAAGUCACCAAACAUAUUGAGCAUAUGGUUCGACACAGGGACAAAGAAUGCACGGGUAAGGAGUGCAGUCGACCUCUCAAUUUAUAUGUAAGUGGGUUUGGCGGAACAGGAAAAUCUUAUUUGAUAAAAGCUCUUCAAGGGUAUCUUUGGGUGCAAAAAAACCUCUUCGAUGAAUCAACUGAUAUUGCGUUGACUGCACCAACGGGGCUUGCUGCAGCAAAUGUGGGAGGACAAACGCUCCAUAGUCUUUUUAGUUUGCCAGUUGAGCAUGGUGAAAAACUGCCCAAGUAUACCGCACUCAAGAAGAAUUCGAUGCAGCAAACAAGGACUGUACUCAAAGACUUAGCAUUGCUUGUUAUCGAUGAGAUUAGCAUGGUGUCGGCAGAGAUGUUGAUGUCAAUAAACUUAAGAUUGCAAGAGAUCUUCGGUGCUGAUGAUUUGUUCGGCGGAAAAACCGUUGUUGUCUUUGGAGAUCUUCUACAGUUGCCGCCUGUUCAUGGCAAACGGCCAUUUCAGGAUUUGUCUGGGGAUGAUGUCCAUAAGUUAACUGGAGGCCUUAGAAUCCCGAGUCACCUUUGGAAGAACUUUGAGUUUGAUGAACUCACUAUAAAUCAACGGCAACAUGGAGAUGCUAACGAAAAAUGGAGUGGUAUGCUUGGCAGGAUUCGUAUUGGCCGUCAGAGUCUAGAAGACAUUAACAUUCUGCAAGAGCGGCUUAUCCCAGUCAGACCAUGCGAACUGCCUAGCCAACACUUGGAUCAAAUCGUUGAUUACUACCUCAGUUUACAGAAACAGUUCCCUACCACUGUCUGUCUAUUACCCAAACGAAACAUGAUGGAAUCUUUUAACGCCACAGUCAUGAAAAAACUCUUUCCUGAUACAAUUAAAGUUGAAGCAGACGAUGAAGUCGACGGCAGAACUAAAAAUGACAAAAAACGGGCAUUAGAUGCAGUUCUGAAGAUUGAUAAAUUGGGUGAUUCUCGAAAUACAGCCGACCUUGAAAAGUGCCUCAUUUUGAGCGAGGGUGUCCGAAUAAUGCUCAGAAAAAACAUUGAUACCGCGAAAGGGCUUGUGAAUGGUGCUAUGGGAAUAGUCAAACAAAUCGUGCGGCAGUCCGACGACCCAAACUCAAUCGUUGAGAAACUUUUAGUGCAAUUUGGCGGAGUCGACGGCGAUGUUGCAAUAACGAGGGAUACUCGCAAAGUGAAGUUGUUCGAAGAGUCAUACCUCCAUCGUCGACAGUUUCCUAUCAGCACCGGGUACGCCCUCACCAUCCACAAAGCGCAGGGCAUGUCUCUGAGUCACGUGUUUUGCGAUUUAGGCACUAUGAUCUUUGCAACUGGUCAGAUUUAUGUCGCUUUAAGCAGGUGCAAGACUCUUGAGGGACUUUAUUUGGUAAACAUAGAUGAGUCCCGGAUUAAAGUUGACCAUCUAGCUAUCAAUGAAUAUGUCCGACUAAAGAGUAAGCCAAUUAUAGCAGCAGGUAUAAAUUUCAUGACUGAUGGUCAGCCAGAUUCGAGCAAAAAAGGCAAGAAAAGAAAGCCGAAGAAAAAGACGGAACGCAUCUGGUACGAAACUGACGCAGCAAAAAAAGCAAAAGCGACCUUCGACGAUAUUUUGAAGAAUCUCACAGAUGACCAGACAAAAGCUCCUAAGAAAAAGCAGUCCACCAAAUCAAAGAAAAAGAAGCCAACUGCUGAGAGGAACUCCAAUUUAUCUGCAGCUAACAUCAGCACACACAUAAAUCAAAUUCACGCUGGAAUUCCUGACGAAUUCAUUCCAACUGCUGAUAUUGUGAGCGGCUCAGAAAUGAUGGAGGUAUACAGGAGAGCUCUGGUACCCUGUUUUAGAGCCAACUCCCCAAACAGCUUCAUUUUGAGAUCUGCUUUAGAGUUGGACCCCGACCCAUUCAACUGUAGACAGACCCGUGAUCUCUGGUUGACCGGGUCUACCAUUGCAAAGUAUAUUGCGGUGAUCAAAGAUGGUUUGGCUGAGGACGCUGGUCCAACUCUGUACAGUAUGGGACCUUACUGUGGUGCUUAUCGGAGUGCAGUUCAAAGUUCUCCCCUUCACUCCUAG
Messenger RNA from Bolinopsis microptera, 2328 nucleotides. Its product is annotated as ATP-dependent DNA helicase PIF1-like. Gene Ontology annotation, biological process: DNA repair; telomere maintenance. The transcript is spliced from 2 exons. The coding region runs from base 1 to 2328 and encodes 775 amino acids. The record is from RefSeq and is a predicted model, not a curated record. NCBI's taxonomy places the organism in Eukaryota, Metazoa, Ctenophora, Tentaculata, Lobata, Bolinopsidae. Gene Ontology annotation, molecular function: DNA helicase activity.